Messenger RNA from Funneliformis caledonium, 125 nucleotides. The record is from the annotation of a GenBank genome assembly. NCBI's taxonomy places the organism in Eukaryota, Fungi, Glomeromycota, Glomeromycetes, Glomerales, Glomeraceae.
ACGAUGAGUUAGGAUUCAACCCAUGGUCUGAUCAUUACUCUCCUAUUCAAUCUGAAGAGGAUACUGAUAAUAAUGGAGAAUUAGAAGAACCAAUAGAAGACAACCAAGCUGCCUAUCUUACUGAA